AUGAAGAAUGUGCGAUUCUUAAAUAUUCAGGAUCUUGAUGGUGGUUUUGAAAAAAGAAAAAGUUCUCUAUCACAGGACUUAAUUAGAAACGGGGAUAGUGUUUCAAUGACGAUGUUAUUGGGGAGUGUCAAGUUAACAAAAAAAGUUGAUUUGAUAUCCGUGCAUGUAAUAAAUGAGAAUGAUUUUCUGUAUCAUUGCAGCAGUUUAUAA
Messenger RNA from Clunio marinus, 210 nucleotides. Lineage: Eukaryota; Metazoa; Arthropoda; Insecta; Diptera; Chironomidae. The record is from the annotation of a GenBank genome assembly.